GGGUCUUGCGAGGUCUACCGUUUAUCUCAUCCUAGUGACAGGGUCAAUUUUCUUCUUCCAAGUUUAAUUCCAUGUGGACUUGAAGGUAGAUAAUAACGUUUCGGAGCAAGACAGUGUUUCCAUCUUCAGGGCUGAACCACAACAUCGACAUCUUCAUGUUGCAGUAACACAGGUUUCGGUAAAGUGACUGCUGCUUUGACUUGUUAUGGCGUAACUAAUCAUGAGACACCUGAAUUACUGGACUACGAAAGAGUCCGGUAAAGUCUACAUAGCAACUGUGAGCGUACUACACCAUGACAAUGAUCGACUGAUUGAGAUCGUCACGUUUGAUGGACAAACUUAAAUGCCUUAUGGGUUACAUGGGGAAUGUAAACACGGAGCAGUUUCUCAGUCGGGGGUCAGUGGACCGCUGCACGACUGCACGUGGUGCAUAAGCAAUCAGCGACUUGAGUAGCUCUUACAAUUUUAUUCUCUGAUGCUGUAAAUUUUAAGCAUACACAUGAUGAAAUAAGUAAAUAUUUCAGGCAGUCCAAUUUAAUCCAAAUGUAACAAAUAAUUUUGGGGACAGGGUCCACAGUACCAGAGAGAAAUAAAGAAACGAUACGAAGGUCUCAAACUUAGCUCAGGGUAGGGACCAGUAGGAGGCUGUUGUGAACAUGGUAAUGAACCACAAACUUCUAGACGAGCUGACUGACUACAAGCUUCUCAAGCAAGACUGCUCCAUACAGUUACAUACAUAAUUAGAUUAUAUGAGAAUAAAAAAUACGAACAUUGAAGAUUUCAGCAAUGGUGGAAAAUUUCAAGUUGAACCCUGACCUAAAGGAAGCAGAAAUAUACAACUUUCGUUGACUGCAGUGAGUAAUUACUUUGGUUCUAAGACUAAAUUAUCUCAACCGUGAACAAAACAAAACAAUUAGAAUAAAGCUGCUUCAGACAACUGAUGGUGUCGUGUUCCAGUGAAUGAGUCAGUCCGAGUCUUCAAGCAAAGUGUCUGCUGGCUUUGCAUAAAAUAAAAAUAAAAACCUGCCAAACAUGUAAGCACGAACCACAACAUUGUUCUUUCUUCCUACCAUUUUCCUGUCCGCACCUCCACAUAAAACACCAAAGCAGACUCAGCUCAAAGCAUCAUGGUGGAGCUGCCACUGCACGAGAGCCAGUGCACAGGGGCGCCCCUUGACUCUGCUCAUCGAAUUUACUUGGGUGUGUCCCUGAUAGUUCUGGGGACUGUUGGCGUUGCUGCCAAUGGUUGGCUGGUGAGAGGGUCCCUCACCAGUCCACUGCUAACCAUGAAGACACACCUACUGAUGCUGAAUCUAGCGAUCACUUGCUUGGGUCGUGGGCUCCUGGCAGGGUUUCCCUUUGCCGGCUCCUCGACGCUAGCCGGCAGGUGGCUGUUUGGUAAAGAAUGCUGCCAGUUCUUUGCAUUCCUCCUUCAAUUCUUCGGUAUGUCUCAGGUUGCUGCGAUCACAAUAUUGGCAGUUGAGCGUGCAGUGGUGGCGCGUCACUCUGAAACCUUCUUAUCCAUGCAGCAGUAUGUGACGGGAAUACUGUUAUGCUGGAUUUCUGCUGCAGUAUGGGCGACACCACCACUUCUAGGCUGGGGAAGAUACGGCUGUGACCCAACCGCGAUGUCUUGCAGUCUGGAGUGGAGUCCGAACACAGACUUCUCUAGCUCUGUUUACAACAUCUGUCUGCUUACUCUUGGAGGGGCUCUCUCUGCAACAAUUAUGUGUGUAUCUGUGUGGUGCGCUGUAAGCUCUGAGGGGAAAAGAUCCUUGCAGAGUGCCGGUACGGACAUUGACUGCCCAAGUCAGCGUGUUCUUACAAAGACGGUGGGGGUGCUCGUACCAGGACUGUGUCUGAUGUGGCUCCCACAGACUCUGCUGAUUUUCUGGGUUGUGACAGGAACCCCACUGCCCACUGCGCUGGCCAUCAUAGCUGCAGUGAGUUCGGAGGCAUCUGCAGUUGUUCCCAUAUUGGCCUGCUUGGCAUGUGAUAAAAACAUGCGCAAGGCUCUUUUUGGCAUUCUUGGAACAUCCACAUCUUCAACUGGGAAGCAGGACAACUUUUUAGGAGACGAUGCAAUAUAAUGGACAACAAACAAGAAUAUAUGAAGCCCCUACUGCACACAUCAGAAUUAGACUGAUGACCACACAAAAAGCCUUUUAUAUAAUUAAUCAAUAAUUUUCUUUUGCCUUCAGCAGUAUAUUCUGCCAAAAUAUGUAAAUAUUUAAACUGUUGUUGUACCGAGUAUUUCGCAUAAUGUGUGUCUUACAAACAAAAUUCACUCUUGUUUGUAACAUGUUAAAUAAACUUCACAGGCAAUUUUAAACUGUAAUAGCAAUGCCAA
Molecule: messenger RNA, 2350 nt
Organism: Zootermopsis nevadensis
Lineage: Eukaryota; Metazoa; Arthropoda; Insecta; Blattodea; Termopsidae
Product: visual pigment-like receptor peropsin
Biological process (GO): G protein-coupled receptor signaling pathway
Cellular component (GO): membrane
Molecular function (GO): G protein-coupled receptor activity
Source: RefSeq, a predicted model, not a curated record